Molecule: messenger RNA, 1442 nt
Organism: Megalops cyprinoides (Indo-Pacific tarpon)
Lineage: Eukaryota; Metazoa; Chordata; Actinopteri; Elopiformes; Megalopidae
Gene: eda2r
Product: ectodysplasin A2 receptor
Exons: 7
Coding region: 189-1442 (417 amino acids)
Biological process (GO): positive regulation of JNK cascade; positive regulation of canonical NF-kappaB signal transduction
Cellular component (GO): plasma membrane
Molecular function (GO): protein binding; signaling receptor activity
Source: RefSeq, a predicted model, not a curated record
UUUCCAAAGCUUAGCGGUGAUGGUACGCCGGCAGUACGUCUGCUGGGUAAAGGCAUGUCUGGACAUGUGUGAAACGGUAAAGAGAGCUGAGUUAAAUUUGGAUCGCGCAGAAGUGGCUCCCAACUUCACAGACGCAAAAGUGCUAAAUUAGUGGUCGAAGAACGAGAACAAGGCUCUUAAUUUUUGCCAUGGAUUGCUCAGAAAAGGAGUAUUACUACAAAGGCGAGUGUCACAUCUGCCAACAAUGCGGACCUGGACAGGAAUUGUCUGAGGAGUGUGGCUAUGGAAGCGGAGCGCAUGCCUACUGCACCUCUUGUAAUGUGAGGUUCUACAAAGAGGACUGGGGUCAUCACAACUGCAAACUCUGCCAGUCCUGCAAACGUGUUAAUAGGCAUGAGUUGUUUCCCUGCACCACCAGGAGCAACGCAGUCUGCGGAGAGUGUUUACUGGGAUUUUACAGUAAGACACGAAUAGAUGGUUUGCAGGAUGUGGAGUGUAUGCCAUGUGUUCCUUCCUCGGGCAGUGAACGCCAGUGCUCCAGAAGCAGAGGAGUGGGAGUGGAGAAAGUCUGGAGCUCACAGGCUCCGCCCCCACAGGCUGCUGUUGCCGCCGCCAUUUGUGGAGCUCUGGUUACCGUGGCGGUUGCUCUGUCUGUCCUUUUUUUUGUCUACUGCAGAUGUACCUCGUUCAGGAAAUUGUUUAAAGGGCGUGAUAGAUCACAGAGUGGCAGCCACAGUGAAUGUAAUCAGGCGACCACUGGGAAUGUGGAGACCUUAAUCCUGAACCUCGAGAAAGAGGUACAGGUUUCAGUUCCGUGCAAAGGCUCGGCUGCAGAGGACUCUCCCACCAGCCUAAGGUCCUGUCUCAAGGUGUACGCCUUUCCAGGACCCUCGGCGUCAGCCUCUGACCACCAACCCCGCUACGCCAGCAGCUUGUCAGAAACCCAGCCUCUGAUGGUGGAAAGCUCCACCUGCAGCAACUGCUGUCUGGGGUGCGUCUCUCAGAGGUCGUCUGAGUCCACGAACAGCAGAGAGUACCUAAUGGAAUUGCCCCGCGCCCUGUUUGAUGAAGCCAACCUCUACUGUGCCUCUGACCAGAAAGAGAGGCGCCGGCACGCACCAGUCGAGUGCACUGAAUUAGACUUUAACAGUUCCAUUGUUGUAGAUGGCAACGUUGCAAGUGCUGAGAUUACAGCAUCAAAAGAGGCAACUGGAGGGUACGCCGAAACCUUGUCAGAGGAGCAACUGACCAGCCCAUCUGCCCACCCCAUGCAAAGCAACAACAGCUGCUUGAACAGAAAUCAACAAUGCAGCUGUAACAACUUCAGAUGUAGCAACAUGGUAAUAAACCUGCCUUUGAGAUACUGGGAAGAAGUCAGCAACGUUGUGCCACAUGUGCCUUUGAACAUGGCAUCCUUUCAUGCUGAGUGCCAUUUUCUGUGA